Molecule: messenger RNA, 327 nt
Organism: Serpula lacrymans var. lacrymans S7.9
Lineage: Eukaryota; Fungi; Basidiomycota; Agaricomycetes; Boletales; Serpulaceae
Exons: 1
Source: RefSeq, a predicted model, not a curated record
UGGAAACCUGGAAAUGGAUAUGCUGAAUGAAGUGUAGAGCGAUAAGGAUGCGGUGUCUGAGCCAUCUCUGAGGCUGUUGCUGUUACUCGUGGAUAGACAUGACGGUAUCUGAUAAGGAUGGGCACCCAAGAGAUGAAUGGACAGUUUCGCAUGCAUGUCAAGAAGGAUCACUACCUGCCAAAAAUUUGAUUGUACCACCACCUUUAAGAGAAGAUUAUUGCACAACGGGAAUUUCCACCCACUGGCACGUUUAAAAGUCCCAAGUCCUUGUCAAGAUCCACGAUUGAUGACAGUAUGGAGGCGUCCCUCAGCAACCAUGGUCGCCGU